Messenger RNA from Puccinia graminis f. sp. tritici CRL 75-36-700-3, 2181 nucleotides. RefSeq lists its product as uncharacterized. The record is from RefSeq and is a predicted model, not a curated record. NCBI's taxonomy places the organism in Eukaryota, Fungi, Basidiomycota, Pucciniomycetes, Pucciniales, Pucciniaceae. The transcript is spliced from 16 exons. The coding region runs from base 1 to 2181 and encodes 726 amino acids. Gene Ontology annotation, molecular function: protein binding.
AUGGGCAAGGCCAAGAAAGCCAAAGCGAGCAACAAGGCGGCCGUGAAAGCGUCGAAGAAGGAGAAGCAGGCCAAGAAAGUCGAGCAGAAGUCCAAGAAACAACUUGCGCUUGAGGCUGCAGCAGAGGAGGAAGACCUUCUGACCACCUUGGAAGAGUUUAGAGCGAAAUGGGAAGCCGAACAUAAGGUCACCGAGGACGUCAUCGACGGUCCGCCUAGUCGAAGAGCUAAUGCCUCUUUCACGCCCGAUCCUAACCAACCUUACAUCUGGUUAUUCGGUGGAGAAUUCUUUAACGGUACGACCGCCCAUUUCUACAACGACCUUUAUAGGUAUUCUCCCGACAAAAACGAAUGGAGGAGGUACAGUUCACCCACCUUUCCCGGGCCCAGAUCCACCCACCAAAUGGUAGCCACUCCUGCCGGUGGCGGAAAGCUGUGGCUAUUUGGUGGCGAAUUUGCUUCGUCCAACCAGACCACAUUCCAUCACUACAGAGACAUGUGGUGUUUUGACCUGGCAAGUCAUUCGUGGGAAAGGAUCGAAACCAAAGUCCAGCCGUCUGCAAGAAGUGGACACCGAAUGGUUGUAUGGAAACAGUGGAUUAUCCUGUUUGGUGGCUUUCAUGACGUUGGAGUUCGGACGAAUUAUCUACACGAUCUAUGGUUUUUUGAUAUGAUGGAAUACAAGUGGCAGCAGAUCACAUCACGCGACAACGAACGAUGGCCGAGUCCUCGCUCUGGGUUCUCGCUACUGUCGAUCCCUGAAGGAAUCAUCUUACAUGGCAAGUCGAUAUCAUCACUAUUUUCUCUGCCAUCCGGGACUCAAAGACUUUUGAUCGCUAAAGGAGUCGCACUCGACGAUACGUUCUUCCUCAAGCUCGAUCCCGCUAAUCCGGAUUGGUUGAAGAAACUGAAGUGGGAGAAACGGAAACGGGUGGGCCAGGUGCCCAGCCUGAGAAGCGGAUCAACAAUGGUCAAUUGGGUCAAUAAAGCCAUGGCGGUCGGGUUCGGUGGUGUUUUGGAUCUAGAGGAUAAUGAAGAAGGUCUUGUUAGCGAGUUCUACAAUGAUCUAUAUGCCUAUCAACUCUCAGGUACCGGACGGUGGAUGUCGUUGAACUUGAAAAAACCCAAAAAGAAAAAGGGGAAGGAUGGGCCAAAUGGAAAGAAAAAGAGUGCGAAAAAUCAAGACCGAAGUCAUGAAAAAACAGACGACAAUGGGGUGGAGACGAUAGACGCAAUUCCAGAAGAAGAUGAGGCCAUGGAACUGGACGAAGAGGAUAGACUCGAAGAGGCUAGAUUGAAAGCUGAUCAACGCAUCAGAGAUGAGAUCGCUAGAUCCAAGUUGAAAGCCAAUUCGGCUGCUGCUACCAAAGCAAACGAUCCUGCCCAAACUGCUGAGAAUCAACUCGGCAGCGCUGCAGAGACUCAAGACCCAUCACACGAUGAAGAGGAUCCGGAGAAGACAAUUCCACUAGCAAGAUUCAACCCCAUGCUAGCCAUCUUGAAAAAUACCUUAUAUAUCUAUGGUGGUAUCUACGAAUCUGGAGAUAAAGAAUAUACCCUGCAAUCGUUUUAUGCAUUAGCGUUGGACAAGUUGGAUCGAUACAUCUGUUUGCGCGAUGACGAUAUCCAUAAUCAUGAAUGGUACGACGAGUCGGAAGGCGGAAGUGACGAGGAAGACUCGGGCUCGGACGGGAGUAGUAGUGAUACUGACAGUCAGAGUGAAGAGCCCGAGAGUAUAGACAAGCUGGAAACCGAGCACGAGCAGCUUCCAAUCGUCGAAGAUCCUUCCGAGCUCGUUGAUGUGGUUGCAACACAAGUCGAACAAGAAGAGCUGAAGAAAAAGGUGGAAGCUUUUAUGGGCGUGGCUAAGUCCUCUGAACGGUCUAUCGAAGAGGUGAUGAGCACGCCGCUCCCGGGAGAAAGCUUGAAGCUAUUCUACGAUCGGACGCGUGAAUAUUGGACGCAAAAGGCUCACGAAACCUCGCAGCAUCGUGGGAAAGAGCUUCGACGCGACGGAUUCUCGCAUGCUGAAGAACGAUAUUCCGAAUAUAAGCCUCUGUUGGAUGAGAUUGAACGGAUCCAGGCGGAGGCGGGAAUCGAGGCCUCGGAUGUCCAGCGCAGGACCGGGCCUAGUGGCGUCGGCGGCGGUGGGCCUGCCCAGGAUAGUCGCCAUCGGAGAUGA